GGUCCGAGUUGUGAGGAAGUGUUGUAGAUUUUCACUUCUUCAUAUCACUGUUUCGUUGUGUAUUUACUUGGAGGUUCUUUUCGGCGACUGAAGCAGUGCGGGUUGUGGUUCAGGUUCUUUGAACUUGGCGCAAUCUUGCCGAAACGCCUUCAAUUUUAGGCUAGAGGCCCCGCUGGACUCUCACGUCUUCGAAUCUUACAGAGGUGCUGUUAUACUUAGCGCUUCCCUUCAGUACAUCACAUCAGUAUACUGUUGGCAUCGACAACCUACCGGUGCUUCUGCGAUCCUUCUGUGAGAGUCUCUUUCGACGAAAAGUGUCUUCGAACACUAUCACCGCCUCACAGAAGUGUAGAGCUUGUUGCUGAAGAGGUGACGUUUACAUACGAUUGGAGGAAGUCAGAACUGUACACAUCAUCACGCCUGAGAGCUGAACUUGCUCGAGGGAGAUGGCAGCUGUUGCACGCAAUAAUAUGAGCAAUAUGUUGCCUGGAUACGACAUCUCGUUCCGAAGCUCAUAUUACGGUAAUGGUGUCCACGACGGAGGUGGGAUCGGUGAUUGCAAUAUUCGCGAGGUUGCUGGGUUAGAUAGAUUAGCUCAGAGUACCUCGGAUUUUAAGUCCUUACUGGAUGGUUGUAAUUAUAGGCCCUCAACCCAGACUAUUAAAGAUGAGGGUGUAUUGUGUCGUGACAAGUUAGUAGUUCCUCCUUGCACUUCUCCAUUGAUGAUGGAUGGCUCGACUGCAGUGUAUGAGCCUUCGCCUGUCAUGACAGAGUUUCACUGUGUCGUUCCUCCACCUCCUCAGUUGCCAUCAUCUUACGUGGGGUCGGAUGGCCUCAGCACAUUCAUGGUAGAUCAGCCACUUGGGGUUCAGAAUGUGCAUGACUUGGGUAACGCCGAGGCACUUCUACAGCAACAGUUCACCAACUACUUUCAGGCGGCGCAGUUCAUGCCUCAGCAGAUGUAUCAUCUCCAAGCCUUUCCUCCCUGUCGACAAGAGAUUGACGUCCAGGGUCUUCCUCGGGCUACAUGGAGUUCCACUACCGACCUAGGUCCGCGGGCACAAGUAAUGAAAAAAACUGCGGAGAAGAGAAUCGGUGUGCCCAGGACCAAGUUAUAUCGAGGUGUUCGACAGAGGCAUUGGGGGAAAUGGGUUGCCGAAAUUCGGCUUCCACGGAACCGGACACGUCUUUGGUUGGGAACAUUCGAGACCGCAGAGGAGGCAGCUAUGGCCUAUGACGCAGCGGCGUAUAAGCUACGAGGCGAGUACGCUCGCCUCAACUUUCCUCGGCAGCAAUGUAACUCUGGGAUUCCUGGCGGGGGACAGUCACCAGUUGACGAGGUCGGUGUGCCAUCCGCACUGUCCAGGAGAGGUCCCACUUCCACUCUGACUGCGAAGCUGAACGAGAUCGCUUACCGGAAAGCGCUUUCGGCAAACACGGUUGGGGGCGAACAAAGUAAAGUUCACCCUCCCGUUAAGCCUGGAGAUAUAACCGGUUUGCGUGAUCCCACUCAUCUAGCAGCUCUAAGUUCGGAAGUAGUGGACCUCUGUCCUGUACCUGGUGCGGGUGGUUUGGACUACUCAAAUUUUAGAGACAGUGGUUCUAGCACAUCGACCAGCCCUUGCCAGAGUCCGCCGGAGUCCUCAUCGGCGAGUGAGUUGAGGUAUGUGAGCUCUCCUAGCCCAGACGCGACUGGCGAAUCAUCGGAUGACUUGUAUAACCUUGCAGAUCUUCUUUUGAGCAGUGACCCCAAUGCGGAGGAGCAGCUCGACUGUAGUUGGGAUGUCUUCGGUUUUGGGGUGAAAGACAGUCAAUUCGAUUUGACUGAUUCACAAGGAAGCGAAGACUUUUUGAGAUUUGCUGGUUCUACCAGCCCAGCUGCGACCAAGAAACUUUCUGUUACACCAACAUCAGUUACUAUGAGUCCCCCCCGUAAGUUCAACGUUUGGAGACGUUGCGAAUGAGAAACGCGCACCUUGGCCGACAGUUUUGUUGCCACUUUGGUCCAUGCUGGAACUUUGAGACCUGACCCUUGAAAAGUGAUCUUGACUCAUUUUUUUUUAACCAGUCAAAUCACCCAUUGUAGGAUUUAGUUGACAGUUCUGAAGGUCUCUUACUGAAGUCACGAAUAUUUGGUUGACGAUAGAGUCCUCCCACAUCGAUUCUCUCUUUUUUUGAAGUAGAGCAAGUGGGUUUCGAAGUCAAGGUCUUCAAAGUGACAUAGUGGUUCCUUAGCUGGUGCAUACUGGUGGCCUGCUAAAGCGCCCUGCUCAUUCUUUUGAUAAACUCCGCACAGUCCAUCUGGCGGAGCUGGUCUCCAUUUUAGAACAGUUUCGAGGAGGUGACGACGGCAGACGUGUGGCGGAGGAGUUUCUACAUCGAAUUUGUUGGAGUUGCAUGGGGAAGUGAGUUGAUACUUGAGGCUGGAGGAGGUUCGAAAUCUGAAAGACUGGCAAGUUUUAGGCUACCUUGUAGCUGCUGUGUCUUCAUGAGAUUCUUGUCAAGGUGCUGCUGGACGGAGGAUUAUCUGCAUCGACCAUUACCUGGCAUGUUUUAGGCUCCCAUGGGGCUGCCAGGAUUGCGAAAUCGUCUCCGUGCAUGCUGCCCGACAGAUGAGUCUCUACACCGAAGUCGGUACAUCGACAUGUUUUAGGCUCUGAUGGGGCUGUCAGAUGUUCGACUCAAAUGAAGAACCCCUUUUGCAUGCCUCACUCAAUUAAAGAGAUUCUUCAUCAGGCUCCGCCUGGCAUGUUUUUAGCUCAUAUCGGGCUGUCAGGUGCUCAAAUUCCCACAAGGUUACUCUCUGCCCUGGUGCUAGCCGAUGUGUGCGACAGUACGUUUCUGAACAUUGAAAGCUGGAAUGGAUCAUUCCUGGUGUCGGCGCUGGAGCCGAGCGUUUCCAUAAUGAUGAGCCUCAAUUAGAUGAUUCGUCUGCGAUGAUUGAUUGGUGAGAACGACGUAGUUGAUUGAUUUUUUGAGACAUUGCGUGUGUUAGUUUAGUGUUGUGUUCAUGCUUUCAUUCGUAGAGCUUGCUGUACAGCUUGCUCCGGAAUGAAAAGUUGCUUUUUUAGCUAGUUGGGUUUUGCGAAUAUCAAAUAGGAACAUCCCGGUGUACAGAAAAAUAACCGGUGAUGUUCCUUCCAUGUGUUUCUUUUGUGUUUGUUACUUAGGUUUCAGGUACAUCAGUUUGAUUAUCUGGAAUUGUUCGAGGUUGUCAAAUGUGAACAAUCUUGACAUGACUGCAGCAUGUAACCUUUUCCUGAUAAUGAAAUCCCCUGUUACCUAUA
Molecule: messenger RNA, 3287 nt
Organism: Physcomitrium patens
Lineage: Eukaryota; Viridiplantae; Streptophyta; Bryopsida; Funariales; Funariaceae
Biological process (GO): regulation of DNA-templated transcription
Molecular function (GO): DNA binding; DNA-binding transcription factor activity
Source: RefSeq, a predicted model, not a curated record